AUGAUGCACGCACUGUGGUUUGUCGUUAUGUUUCUAUCAACACUCGAUCUUCAAGAUAAAACUGUGUAUGAAUGGGUGAAAAAUGUUGAUGAUGGUAUUCCAAAAGAACCAGCCAUAAGGAAACCCCGAGAAUCGACAAUACAGGUUAAUAAAGUCAACAAAGCGAAACAGUUUUUACAGGAUCUACCUAAAUUACCAUCGCAUUAUUGUCGUUCUACGUCUAAGAAGAGUUACCUAGAACCAAUAUUUACCACCUUCUCUGAGCUGUUCAAAGUGUAUGUUGAUGAUUGCAAGCAAGAAAACAAGCCAUUUUUACGUCGAAAGGCGUUCCGUUCCCUAUUUGAUGAUAUGAGUCUGGCAAUACAUCGUCCCAAAAAAGAUAAGUGCGAUAUAUGUUCUGGUUUUGAAGUGGGUAACAUUUCAGAAGAGGAAUACAACCUUCAUAUUGCCCGCAAAAUAAAUGCCCGAAAUGAGAAGAUUCGUGAUAAGCUUCGGGCUGAAACUGAUGGCUCAGUUAAAGUCGUUUCUUUAGAUUUGCAGUCCCUCCUGUUAUGCCCAUUACUCACUGCUAGCUCGAUGUAUUACAAAACCAAAUUGGGGUGCCAUAAUUACACAAUUUUUGAUUUGGUAACUAAGGAAGCAAUGAAUUACUUUUGGCAUGAAGGUAUUGGUGAUUUGAAUGGUAGUACGUUUGCGUCUUGUUUAGCUGACUACAUUCUUGGUUUGGAUCCGAACAUUAGAGAACUCAUCAUCUUCAGCGACGGAUGUACAUAUCAAAACAGAAACACAAUAUUAUCAAUGAAAGAUUGUGGAGCUGUACCACUGGAUAUUUCAUCUACAGGAACUGCAGUAAAUGGUACAACAUACACAAACGAAGCAGAAUAUACUUGUAAUGAAGGAUUUGAAAAAGCAAGUGGUAAUACUAAGAUUGCAUGUUUAGCGUCAGGUCAAUGGGAUGUUGCUAGUUUGUUAUGGAGGUCAAUCGUAUUCAGAAUUAGAUGCUAUGUACUUGUCUAA
Messenger RNA from Lottia gigantea (owl limpet), 1017 nucleotides. RefSeq lists its product as hypothetical. Bases 1 to 1017 code for a protein of 338 amino acids. The record is from RefSeq and is a predicted model, not a curated record. The transcript has 2 exons. NCBI's taxonomy places the organism in Eukaryota, Metazoa, Mollusca, Gastropoda, Lottiidae.